CUCUCUGUGAUACGUCAGUCGGAGACGUAUAUAUUUUCCUACAGAAGGACGUUCAGAUUAGAAUGUGUUGAUAUCAGUGCGCAAUGAUUUUCUCCGUGUCAGUUGGAUCUUAUUCAUUAGCGGAUGCAUUUUUGUUUUGUCAUUAAUCGAAUACAGGAUUCAAUUGAAAUACGGAAUUUGCCAUAAAUACUAGUGUGGAAUUGCCAAAAUGGAAGCAGUAACACAUUUAAAUGGACCCGGAAACAUAUCUAGUGCUGUUACCGAUAUAGUCUCUAAUUUUACUGUGUUAUUACGCAAUGUUACAGACAUGUUAGACUACUGCGAUUACAACUUAACAGACUCUAAAGGGAUGUCUAAUUCUACACCAUCCGCUGGUUUGACAUUCAAUAAGGCGGCGAUAACCAUUUUCCUCAUCACUUCAUACGUUAUAAUUUUCUUUGUUGGUAUCGUGGGGAAUUCUUUAGUGAUCUAUGUGGUCCUGAGAUUUGCAAAAAUGAAAACUGUAACGAAUUUAUAUAUACUAAAUUUAGCGAUAUCAGAUGCAUCGUUUCUGAUAAGUCUUCCGUUUAUCAUAACGACAACACUUUUGCAGCAUUGGAUAUUCGGAACAGCGAUGUGUAAAAUAUACAAUGUACUGUAUUCGAUCAAUUUCGUUACAAGUGUUUUAACUUUAACAGUGUUAAGCGGUGAUAGAUAUCUUGCCGUUUGCCACCCGAUACGAUCUGGAAAAUAUCGCACCCUUAAUAUAGCUUAUUUCAUAUGCUUAAUUAUCUGGUCAUUGUCAUUUCUGGUGAUGUUGCCAAUCAUUUUAUAUUCCACCACUGUUUCAAAUUACAAAGAUCCUUCUCUAAAGACAUGUACAAUUCAAUGGCCUUCAAACCAGCUACUUCCGCAAGGAAAGGCCUUCACCUGGUAUACAUUCCUUCUUGGUUUUGCCAUUCCUGUGUCAAUGAUAACUAUGUUUUACUCUUCGGUUAUUGUUAGACUUACAUGUGUUGGUCAGAUGAUAAAAUCGAAGGGAAAACGUAAAUCGCAUAGAAAAGUGACCAAGCUUGUUCUUGCAGUUAUUUUAGUGUAUGUUUGUUGCUGGUUGCCGCAUUGGGUAUUUCAGAUAAAUCUGACAUUUCUGCCUAUUUACCAACGACUAGAGGACUGGGAAAUAUAUUUGUUUAAUGUUUUUACAGUUUUAACAUUUGCAAAUAGCAUGCUCAAUCCGUUAUUGUAUGCCUUUCUAAGUGACAAUUUCAGGAGAAGUUUUGCUAAAGCUUUUAAAUGCGUAGCAGCAAUAGAACUAGAUAGAAAAACAACAGCCGGAGAAACAUGUAACAGUGUGUAUCCGAAAUCUUCACAAAAACAUGGAGAGAAAAGAAAUGAUCGACACAAACCUAAAUUUGAACUUGAUACAAUGAAAACAUCGAAUACGGGGUUUCUCCUCUCACCAGAUGAAAACGUGAACACUUCACUCCUUGACACUAGCAGUGUGUAUGUAGAUAAAGAAAGCCAAACGCAGCAAGAUGACAUUUAACAUACUAGAACUCGUUCUCUAUGGUUGGUAAAAUUUAUUCAUAGUACGGUGAUUGUCGAUAACUUUGAUGGUGUGUUUCUCGUUGCCAGUCGUUCGCAAUUUCAUUUCCCUUCAACAAUCGGUUUAGUAGUCAAUGUAAUUCCAUAUAGGUAUAGUAUCGACUCACUCGAAAGAGUUUACACAGGCAGUUACAAAGGUUAAACAUGUUUUUUUUUAAACAUGUAU
Messenger RNA from Mytilus trossulus (common blue mussel), 1750 nucleotides. Its product is annotated as somatostatin receptor type 2-like. Bases 209 to 1525 code for a protein of 438 amino acids. The record is from RefSeq and is a predicted model, not a curated record. Gene Ontology annotation, molecular function: peptide binding; neuropeptide Y receptor activity. Lineage: Eukaryota; Metazoa; Mollusca; Bivalvia; Mytilida; Mytilidae. Gene Ontology annotation, cellular component: neuron projection; plasma membrane. The transcript has 2 exons. Gene Ontology annotation, biological process: G protein-coupled receptor signaling pathway.